Lathyrus sativus (Indian pea) is the source of this 1299-nucleotide messenger RNA. Lineage: Eukaryota; Viridiplantae; Streptophyta; Magnoliopsida; Fabales; Fabaceae. The record is from the annotation of a GenBank genome assembly.
AUGAGUUCAAGUUCUUUCACUAUCCUUAUUUUCUUUUUUCUUUCUUUUGUUAUUUCUUUUGCUCAUGCUCUAAACACCGGUUUUAGCGUUGAACUUAUCCACCGUGAUUCUUUAAAAUCACCACUCCACCAACCUACACAAAACAAAUACCAACAUGUUGUCAAUUCCGUGCGACGUUCUAUCAAUCGUGUCGAUCAUUUUUAUAAAUAUCCCCGGACUGAUACACCUAAAUCAACGGUAAUUCACGAUAAUGGUGAGUAUUUAAUGGCUUACUCUAUUGGUACCCCGCCUUUUAGUGUAUACGGUAUUGUUGAUACAGGGAGUGACAUUGUUUGGCUUCAAUGUAAGCCUUGCGAAGAUUGUUACAACCAAACCACUCCUAUAUUUAAUCCUUCAAAAUCAUCGAGUUAUAAAAACAUUCCAUGCCCUUCUAAAUUAUGUCAAUCAGUGAGAGAUACAUCUUGUAAUGAACAAAACUUUUGCGAAUAUGCUAUUAAAUAUGGUGAUAAAUCUCAUUCACGCGGAGAUCUUAGUCUUGAGACUCUUACAUUAGAUUCUAACACUGGUAAUUCUAUCUCUUUUCCUACAUCAGUUAUAGGAUGCGGGCAUAGUAAUACUGGGACAUUUCACGGGGCAGGCUCGGGAAUAGUUGGUCUUGGAAUUGGACCAGUGUCUCUUACAACAAAAUUGGGAUCAACAAUUGGAGGAAAAUUCUCUUAUUGUUUGGUUCCUCAUGCUCUCAAGUCAAACACGACGAGUAUACUCAAUUUUGGAGAUGCUGCUGUGGUUUCUGGUGAUGGCGUUGUGUCAACUCCUUUAGUGAAACUUAACCCGCCAACUUUUUACUAUUUGACAUUGGAAGCAUUUAGUGUUGGUAGCAAAAGAAUAGAACUUGGAAGAUCUUUUAAUGGUGGUGAAAAGGGUAAUAUCAUAAUCGAUUCUGGUACAACAUUGACGCUCUUACCUGAUGAUGUUUAUGUUAAUUUAGAAUCAGCUGUGGCGGAAUUGGUGAAACUAGAGCGUGUUGAAGACCCUGGUCGAUUUCUCAGUCUUUGUUAUAGGAUCAAAUCCAAUGAUUAUGAUUUUCCUAUAAUUACUGCUCAUUUCCAAGGUGCAGAUGUCAAGUUGCAAUCAAUGAGUACAUUUGUUUUCAUUGAUGAAGAUAUUGUUUGCCUGGCUUUUCAAUCGUCUAAAAUUGGUGCAAUUUUUGGAAACUUGGCUCAACAAAAUUUGUUAGUUGGUUAUGAUCUUCAGAAAAAUACCGUGUCAUUUAAGCCUACCGAUUGUACUAAGUUGUGA